ACCCCUGACCUCAUCCUCAGUAUAAAAAAAAGGCAGCAGGCAGCAACCCAGCAUCGUCUUCUUCAAUCACGCCACACCACACCAUUCACCACCAGCAAUGGACCGUAUCCCUUACGCUACACCUGAUCUCGGCGGCGAUGAAGACGGACGCAUGUUCGGCCCGCGUUAUACCGGCGCCUACAACCCUUACGCGGCGGGGUCCCCUUCUGCUGACUCCCACGGCCGCGGGUACAAGGUGAGGGCUACAGCGGAGGGCAUGCACCUGGCGGUGUACAUGCCGGGAGUGAAGAAAGAGAACGCAAGGGUGUGGGCCGAGAACGACGAGCUGCAUAUCGUGGGCAAGAAGAAAGAUUUCGAGGACGAAGAAGAGAUCUCCCUGGGCUACCGCAUCGGAAAUGUGCCGGCGACCGUGUGCAAGCUGAGGGAGAUCACUGCGGAGAUGAAGGAUGGGCUUCUCAAGAUCUUCAUUCCCAGGAUCCACCAGGUCGAGGAGGAAGCCAAUGAUGGCUGGCGCGUGCCUGUUGAGUGA
Molecule: messenger RNA, 529 nt
Organism: Striga asiatica
Lineage: Eukaryota; Viridiplantae; Streptophyta; Magnoliopsida; Lamiales; Orobanchaceae
Source: the annotation of a GenBank genome assembly